Molecule: messenger RNA, 505 nt
Organism: Centruroides sculpturatus (bark scorpion)
Lineage: Eukaryota; Metazoa; Arthropoda; Arachnida; Scorpiones; Buthidae
Exons: 2
Coding region: 12-350 (112 amino acids)
Source: RefSeq, a predicted model, not a curated record
CUCAUCUUACAAUGUUGUAUUCGACAGUAGAUUUCAAGAAAGAAGGAUUCGAACAUUCCAAAGCUACUUUAAUGUCAGUGGAAAUGCUUUUCUUAAGAAUGCUGAUGAUGAUAAUUAUGGGUUUUAUAUUAACUAUGGGUUUUCUAUUGGUUUAUUUUCGUAGAAAUCCCGAUUUGGAAUUCAAACAUGAACCAGCGUUCUUCACCGUGGCCUUGCUGACUGCUAUUCAUGGAAUUUCUAUCGUCGGAGUUUCUUGUUUUCAUACUUGCUUGGAAAUAUCUGAUUAUUUUGUAGAAAGAUUAAUAGAAAGCUACGAAAAAAAUUAUAAAUCAAUUUUUCAAGCAACUUAAAAUAAGUUUGUUUUUAGUUUGAAUUAUAAAAAUACUCUCAUCAGUAUGUUCAAAAUUGUUAACUCUUUAUUAUUUAUGAUAUAAUAAGUGUAAAUUUAUUAUAAAAAAAUAUUUAAAAAAUAAAUUGUGAUUUACAUUUCAGAUUUUUUUUCUAA